AUCACGAUGUUUCAUCUCUUGUAUCCUCUUCUAUGAACACCUCUUCUUCAACAUUUAAUAAGAUUAUUGAAUCUCAUAUAUCCGAUUCUCCUUUCUUCACAUCUGUUUCCACAUCCGAUUCUGCUAAAGGGUUUUUCCCUGAUAACUCUUCAAAAUCAAUGAGACAUGGUUUAACGUCAAUUGUACCUGCGGUUACUAUUCCUGCGGAUGACCAACUUUCAUUGCCCAUUUGUCAACCAUAUUAUACAUCUGCUUUGAAUAUUCCUUGGGAGCCCGAUGCAAUCAAUACUCCAGAUUUUCUUUCCGAUAGAUCCUCUUCGCUUACUUCAGUUUUAACGGAUAAUAGAACCGAUAUCUCAUCUAAUAGCCUCGUGAAAACUAAGAUACUUCCUAGAAAUUCUACUAAGGCCACGGCAACUUCACCUACAGCAAGUACGCCCUCUACCUCUCCGUUAACCAAAACCACUGCUGAUAAUAGCCGUAAGCGUUCCGCUAAUUGCAUUGAAAAGGAUUCAAAAACUAUCAACGAAGAAUUGGCUAUCAAACGCGCUAAAAAUACUGAUGCAGCUAGAAGAAGUCGUCUUCGUAAAGUUUUAAAAAUGGAAUCACUAGAGAUGCAGGUAAACGAACUCAAAAUUGAAAAUAAAAAUUUUCAAACUCGCGUUGCUGUUUUGGAAAGUGAAAAGAAGGGAUUGAAAGAAAAGAAUAUUGAAAAAGAUAAUAGAAUCAGAUUGUUGGAAAAACAAUUAGCUGAAUCACAUGAAAG
Racocetra persica is the source of this 766-nucleotide messenger RNA. Lineage: Eukaryota; Fungi; Glomeromycota; Glomeromycetes; Diversisporales; Gigasporaceae. The record is from the annotation of a GenBank genome assembly.